Messenger RNA from Mycena indigotica, 1551 nucleotides. RefSeq lists its product as uncharacterized. The record is from RefSeq and is a predicted model, not a curated record. Gene Ontology annotation, biological process: transmembrane transport. NCBI's taxonomy places the organism in Eukaryota, Fungi, Basidiomycota, Agaricomycetes, Agaricales, Mycenaceae. The transcript has 12 exons. Gene Ontology annotation, molecular function: transmembrane transporter activity. The coding region runs from base 13 to 1551 and encodes 512 amino acids. Gene Ontology annotation, cellular component: membrane.
UUGCUUCACGCCAUGACCACGUCUAUACCCCCGGAGACUGAGCCCCUUCUGCUCGAUACACAAGGGGAAGAGAACCAACCUCUGUUCCCCCGACAAGAGCCCGAACGACGAUGGAAGGCAAAUCCGUACUGGGUUAUUCCCAUCGUUCUAGUGGUUAACAUUGCUCGCGGAAUGACACUGUCGCCGCGAAUUAAUGUCUUUACUGACAUUGCCUGUCGCGCUGUCGAGGCUGCCAACCUCGUAGCGCAAGACUGCGAGGCCCCUGCUGUCGCCGCUCGUGCAUCCAAGGUCCAAGCAUCCGUGCUAACAAUCAUGAAUGUCUUGAGCUCAGCAUCAACGGGGCUAUGGUCGCAGUACGGAGAUGUCAAAGGCCGCAAGAUUGUGUUCUGCGUCUCCAUCUGUGGUUUUGUGGCCAUGGAGUUUAUCUUCCUUCUCGUCUCCAAGACCUCGUUCACAGCCCGAGAAGACGUUUUCAUUUUGAUUGGGCCGGUUUUGGAGGGAUUUGCUGGGGGUUUGAGCGUGUUCAACGGGGUGGUGCAUGCGUAUGUUUCUGACUGCUCUCCCGACGGUUCUCGCUCCAGGAUAUUCUCUCUCCUCCAAGGUGGAGUGUUCUGCGGCCUUGCGAUUGGUCCCUGGAUUGCCGGUGUUCUAUUGUCCUACACGUCUUUGGGCGUCUACUCCAUGUUCAGCAUCAGCAUCAUAUUGCAACUGGUGUUGCUCGCGUAUAUCAUCUUGGUUCUGCCGGAGUCUCUACGGAAGAAAGAGUCGCUCGAGCUGCGGAGCCCCCACGACACUACUCUGGUUCAAGUGCCUUCCCCGAACAAGGGAAUUCGCUCUUACUUGCGCCGCUUCAUGGUCGCUCUUAUUUCGCCCAUCACGAUUUUCCGUCCUCGGAAAGUCGAAGUGGGCACAACAUCGAAAUUCGACUACAACGUCACCCUCAUGGGACUGGCGAUGUUCCUCUACAUCACGUCCACCGCGGUCUAUCCGCUGAAAUACCUCUACGGUCGCCGCACUUUUACUUGGGAUCCUAAACAACUCGGCUACUAUAUGUCUUUGCUCUGGAUAUGCCGCGCAACAAACCUCUUCUUCGUCCUCCCUGUUAUUGUACGCUACUUCAAGCCCAAGACUCCGAUCACGGGUGCUUCGACGCCAGACGAAAUCGCCUCUGAGCUUAACUUCGAUAAGCGCCUCGCGCAAGGGUCGCUUGUUGUUGACGCGCUCGCGGACAUGUUCGUCGCCGUCUCGUCCUCGGAACUAGCGUUUGUUGCUUUCAGCUGUUUGUCAGCGUUCACUUCGGGUGGCAACCCCGCUCUGCACUCGCUCGGCGCAGUCUGCCUCCACGCAUUAGGCUACAGCGAGGAGACUGGGAGGCUAUUUGGCGCCAUUGGUGUGCUCAACGCCAUCUCGCAUAGUAUCUCGCCGGGACUGUUCGCUUUCACCUACAGCUCGACUGUGGAGACGCACCCGAAGACGAUAUUCGUGCUUGCGUCUGGAAUGCUGUGCACAUCGGUGUUUCUGCUCAGCUUCAUUCGGGCCAGAGGAUGGUAG